UAAUUUUAGUUUGCCUCUCUACCCCCCAAAAAUGGCGGGAUUUCUAUUGAUCCUCAAGAGUCCAUUUUUUUUUUCUUUUUUUGAGAUAUAUAAAGGAUUGGGUCUUUCCUCUUUUUUAGGCUUUUUUUUUAUAUUUUUCAUCAACUUUUUUAUUUGAAAUCAACUCAAAAAAUGUCAGACGUCACACACAGCAAUAACUUACCUAACAACAAUGAUAGUAGUAGCGAUGUCGAAGCUAAACAUCACGUUCAUACUACGUAUUCUCCAAUUCCUAUUUAUGCUGCUCCCACCAUUGCAAAUCCUGGUCCUUUAGGGCUCAGUUCUUUCGCUUUGACUACCUUUGUUUUAUCUCUUCACAAUGCUGGUGCAGGCGUUCCUGCCAAUGGACCUUCUAACGUCGUAGUCGGCUUAGCUUUCUUUUAUGGUGGUCUUGUUCAGUUAUUAGCUGGUAUGUGGGAGUUCAAAACCGGUAACACCUUUGGUGCUACUGCAUUCUCAUCUUAUGGCGGCUUCUGGCUUUCUUUUGCUUUAAUUUUCAUUCCUGGAGCCAACGUCACUGGUGCGUAUAGCACAGUGGGUACAGCUGUCUUGGAAAGAUCUUUAGGCAUUUAUUUGAUGUCUUGGGCUAUCUUUACCGGUAUCAUGUUGAUUGCUUCUCAUCGUUCAAGUGUUGGUCUUAUGAGCAUGUUCUUUUUCCUCUUUAUUACUUUUACUCUUUUGGCUGCAGCAAAGUUUAAUGAUAGUAUUACUACCCAAAUUGCUGGAGGUGCAUUUGGUGUUAUCACAGCUAUCGUUGCUUGGUAUAAUGCACUUUCUGGUCUCUUAACAAAAGACUCUUCUUAUUUCCUUUUACCUACUGGUCGUCUUAACUAAAAAAAAAAAAAUUAAGAAAAAUAAGCCACUAGCUUGUUGAUAUUCCCUGUGCCCUCUCCCUUUAUAAUUGACACUCUUAUCCUUUUUUGUAACAUUUAUACAUAAUAUAUCCCCCCCCCCUUUUCUCUCUCUUAAUAGCAACUCUCUCUUUUUUUUUAAAGCUCUAUAAAAUCGUAAUACCAUAUAAUUUUUUUGUUUU
Molecule: messenger RNA, 1072 nt
Organism: Mucor mucedo
Lineage: Eukaryota; Fungi; Mucoromycota; Mucoromycetes; Mucorales; Mucoraceae
Product: GPR1/FUN34/yaaH family-domain-containing protein
Exons: 2
Coding region: 172-873 (233 amino acids)
Cellular component (GO): plasma membrane
Molecular function (GO): acetate transmembrane transporter activity
Source: RefSeq, a predicted model, not a curated record